Molecule: messenger RNA, 682 nt
Organism: Myotis brandtii (Brandt's bat)
Lineage: Eukaryota; Metazoa; Chordata; Mammalia; Chiroptera; Vespertilionidae
Product: 40S ribosomal protein S2-like
Exons: 4
Coding region: 1-645 (214 amino acids)
Biological process (GO): translation
Cellular component (GO): ribosome
Molecular function (GO): structural constituent of ribosome
Source: RefSeq, a predicted model, not a curated record
AUGAGGCACAGAGAAGUUCAGGAACUUGUGAGGACAGACAGGCUGGAGGCAGUGCUAAGAGCUGGGGACUCAACAAGGAGCAAAGCUGACCCUCUCACCUCCUGGAAGAGCGCCAUCGUCAAAUCCAGUGCUCCAGAAGAUAAGCUGGUCUUUGAUUCCCCUCCUCCUGUCUUCGCUGGCCGCUGUGGCUCUGCACUGGUGCGCCUCAUCCCUGCCCCCAGGGGCACUGGCAUUGUCUCGGCCCCCAUGCCUAAGAAGUUGCCGAUGAUGGCCAAAUCUGUGAACUGCUAUCGGGUCAACGUUCCUUGCAAGGUGACAGGCCGCUGUGGCUCUGUUCUGGUGCGCCUCAUCCCUGCCCCCGGGGGCACUGGCAUUGUCUCGGCCCCCGUGCCUAAGAAGUUGCCGAUGAUGGCCAGUAUUGACCUCUGCUAUACCUCGGCCAGGGGCUGCACUGCCACCCUGGGCAACUUCGCCAGGGCCACCUUUGAUGCCAUCUCUAAGACCUACAGCUAUCUCACCCCAGAUCUCUGGACAGAGACCGUGUUCACCAAGUCUCCCUACCAGAAAUUCACUGACCCGCUUGUAAAGACCCACACCAGAGCUUCUGUGCAGAGGGCCCAGGCUCCAGCUGUGGCCACCACAUAAUUUUUAUACAAGAAAAAUAAAGUGAAUUAAGCCUGCU